UCACUUCCUGUUGCAGUUAAAGAUGGAGUUUGGAGUGAAGAUGAGUCUGUGGGAAGAUGGACCGAGGCCCGGUCAGCUUUAUUCUCUGUUCCCCGGCGGCAGUAGCAGCAGCGGACCAGUCCCCGCCUGUGCUCCGAUCAGACACACACUGACACCAAUGGUGACGGGGACGUCGGUCCUCGGGGUGAAGUUUAGCGGUGGUGUGAUCAUUGCUGCAGACAUGUUGGGCUCGUAUGGUUCUCUGGCUCGCUUUAGGAACAUCUCUCGCCUCAUGAAGGUGAACAACAGCACCAUCCUGGGAGCUUCAGGAGACUAUGCUGACUACCAGCACCUGAAACAUGUCAUCCAACAGAUGGUGAUUGAUGAGGAGUUGCUAGGUGACGGUCACAGCUACAGUCCAAAGGCCCUGCACUCAUGGUUGACCAGAGUGAUGUAUAACCGCCGCAGCAGAAUGAACCCACUGUGGAACACUGUGGUCAUCGGAGGCUUCUACAACGGAGAGGGUUUCCUCGGGUAUGUGGACAAACUGGGCGUGGCCUAUGAGGCUCCCACAGUGGCCACUGGUUUUGGAGCGUACCUGGCUCAGCCUCUGAUGAGAGAGGUGGUGGAGAACAAGGUGGAGAUCAGCCAGCAGGAGGCACUGGACCUGGUGGAGCGCUGUCUCAAAGUACUCUACUACAGAGACGCUCGCUCCUACAACAGGCAUGAGAUCGCCAUAGUAACAGAAAAGGGCGUGGAGAUUAUCGGCCCGCUGUCAUCUGAAACCAACUGGGACAUUGCUCGCAUGGUCAGUGGCUUUGAAUGAAGACCAGCUGCAUCCUCUCAUAUUCACUCGUUCACUGUCUGUUUUUGUACAAUGAAAAUAAAACAAAAAAAUCUC
Molecule: messenger RNA, 880 nt
Organism: Solea senegalensis (Senegalese sole)
Lineage: Eukaryota; Metazoa; Chordata; Actinopteri; Pleuronectiformes; Soleidae
Gene: psmb4
Product: proteasome 20S subunit beta 4
Exons: 8
Coding region: 23-805 (260 amino acids)
Cellular component (GO): proteasome core complex
Source: RefSeq, a predicted model, not a curated record